This is a messenger RNA of Hansenula anomala, 1860 nucleotides long. RefSeq lists its product as uncharacterized. Gene Ontology annotation, biological process: transmembrane transport. Lineage: Eukaryota; Fungi; Ascomycota; Saccharomycetes; Phaffomycetales; Wickerhamomycetaceae. The transcript has a single exon. Gene Ontology annotation, molecular function: transmembrane transporter activity. Bases 1 to 1860 code for a protein of 619 amino acids. The record is from RefSeq and is a predicted model, not a curated record.
AUGGCUAAUAACAAAAACCAAGUACAAAAGAACAAGAAAGAUGACUGGCAUACAAGUGAUAGAAGUGUGCACUCUUUAUCAAGUGAUAAUGGUAACUAUUCACCAACAUCGGAUGAACCAAGACCUUUAGAGCCUGUUAAAUCAAUCUUGUCAGCUAGAAAUGAUACUGAUGAACCAAAUAACCAUGAUUAUCAAGAGAAAGAGUUCAAUGAACAAUUAAAACCAAUGGCAACACAACAAUCAUUAAGUAAAAAACUAGGUGACUCUCAUGAUAAAUUGCUUUCACCAAAAGAAUUGAAAAUCAUUUUACUAGCAAUGUCAUUGUCGUUAAUGGUUUCAUUUAUUGAUCAGAAUGGUAUUGCUAUCGUUCUUCCAUAUAUUGCAGAUGAACUAAACGCACAAUUAACUAUAAGUUGGGCUGGUACCUCACAACUGAUUGCAAAUUGUUGUUUCCAAUUAUUAUAUGGUCGUCUUGCUGAUAUCUUUGGGAGAAAGUAUGUCCUUUUAACAUGUAUCUUGCUGCUAGGGUUUUUUGAUCUAGCUUGUGGAUUAGCUAAAACUGAUGCUCAAUUCUUUGUCUUUAGAGCACUAACUGGUGUUGCUAAUGGUGGUGUUACCUCUCUAGCCAUGGUUAUUAUGAGUGAUCAUGUUACUUUAAAAGAGCGUGGUAAAUAUCAAGGUUAUUUAACUUCAUUCAUAGGUAUUGGUAAUGCUGUUGGUCCAUUUUUAGCUUCUGCUUUCACCACCUAUAGUAAUUGGAGAAACUAUUAUUAUACUUUAUUUGCUAUUGUCACUGCUAGUUCUGGUAUUAUAUGGUGGUUUUUACCAAAUUCUCACUCACCAAUUAGUAUUAAAGAGAAAUUAUUAAAUAUUGAUUAUUUUGGCUUCUUAUUUAGUUCUGUUGGGUUGAUCUUAGUAUUGAUUCCAAUUAAUGGUGGUGGGCUAACCUUUGCAUGGGGAUCACCAAAAGUUAUUGUCAUGUUUGCUGUCGGUGGAUUAUCAUUAGUUGCAUUCUUGUUUAUUGAAUGGAAAGUUGCCAAGUUACCAAUGGUUCCAUUUAGAUUGUUCAAAUCCAUGUCCUUGGUUAUUGUCUUUACCCAAUGUUUCUUCUUUGGUAUGUGCUAUUAUCCAUUGUUUUAUUAUUACACAUAUUAUUUUGAAGUUGUUAAGGAUCUAAAACCAAUCAUCACUGCUUGCUUCUUCCUUUGUGUUGUCAUUCCACAUGCUGUUAUGUCUGCAGUAUCUGGUAAAAUCGUUUCCAAAACAGGGCAUUAUAAUCCAGUUAUUUGGGCAGGUUAUACAUUCUGGGUUUUAGGAUUUAGUCUUUUAGCAGGUGUUGUUCAAGUUAGUACUCCUUAUUAUGGUAUUGCAUUAAUCAUGGUUUUGAAUGGGUUAGGACAAGGUAUGACUUUCCAAAACACUUUAAUUGCAGCUUUGGCACAUUCAAAACAACAAGACCGUGCAGUUGUUAUAUCAACUAGAAAUGUCUUAAGAUCAUUUGGUGGUUCAUUUGGUAUGGCUUUCAGUUCAAUGAUCUUUGCUACAUCAUUCACCAAGGAUUUGAAAACAAAUUCAUUCAUUAAUCAAUCAUCAAACGGAUACUUGAAGAAAUAUUUACAAGAGCAUGUUUAUUCAAAAGUUGAUUUCACUCAAAUUAGUGUUGAUGCUCAACAACAUCUAUAUGUUCAAGAAUUAUACAUGAAGUGUACAAAGAAUGUUUUCACAUUUUGGGCACCAUUGAUUGGUGCAUGUUAUGUUGGUUCUUGGUUCAUUAGAGAUCGUGGUGUUGCUUCAAAGAGUGAUCAAGAUAGAUUAGCAAAAGCUGAGAAGGAAGCUCAAUCUCCUGAACAAAAAGUAUAA